Molecule: messenger RNA, 2348 nt
Organism: Toxotes jaculatrix (banded archerfish)
Lineage: Eukaryota; Metazoa; Chordata; Actinopteri; Toxotidae
Product: glutathione hydrolase-like YwrD proenzyme
Exons: 13
Coding region: 40-1734 (564 amino acids)
Source: RefSeq, a predicted model, not a curated record
GACCCAUCGGAAGUUGAAAUCGCUGGUAGUCAAAGCGGAAUGGACACCGACUUGACUUUCUCCUCUCGUCGGUCUCCUGUGGUGUGCUUACACGGUUGCGUAGCCUCCAGCCAGCCGCUAGCUUCAAGUGUAGGACUGGAUGUCCUGAAGCGUGGAGGUAAUGCUGCAGAUGCUGCGGUUGCCAUAGCAGCGGCGUUGGCCGUAACAGAGCCAUUCAGCACCGGUCCUGGUGGAGAUGCCUUCUGCUUGUUCUACAACGGAAACACGGGAGAGAUCAGAGGAAUUAACGGCAGUGGUCGCUCGCCCAGAGCUCUGAACCUGGAGCUCCUGGAAGGCCGUGGUUACACUGCCGAGGCCCCUCCUUCACCUUAUGAUGCCUUGAAUGUCACAGUACCAGGGGCUCCUGCAUGUUGGUGUGACACCGUGCAGCUGUUUGGUAGCCACAAGCUGUCCUUUCAGGAGGUGCUGAGUGGGGCGGUAGAGCUUGCAGAGGUGGGGUUUCCUGUUGCCGAGGUAACAGCUCACCACUGGGCGAACGGGGUGGCUGCUCUGGGAGGUGCUGGGAAGGAACUAGGUGGGGACCUGCUGAUUGACAAUCGUGCACCCAAAUGUGGACAAGUAUUCAAAAACCCUUCCCUGGCCCGGACCCUGAAGGAGCUGGGCGAAUGGGGAAAAUCAGCUUUCUACCAGGGUAGAGUGGCCCAAGCCAUUGUUGAUGUCAUCAGCCAACAUGGAGGCGUCAUGACCCUGGAUGACCUCAGCAGCCAUGACAGUGAGGUCAUCACCCCCGUAAGCACAGAAUACAAGGGCGUGCGUCUGUGGGAGCCCCCUCCUAACAGUCAGGGACUAGCUGCCCUACUGCUGCUCAACAUCCUCGAGAAUUUCCGACUUAAAGCUGUGGGCCAUAACAGCUCUGACUACAUCCAUGUUUUGGUGGAGGCUGUGCGUCUGGCACUAACAGACGCUCUGCAUUACCUGGGUGAUCCAGACCACGGGACCCUCCCUCUGCAAACCUUACUGGACAAGAGCUACAGCCAUCAGCGAGCUCAGCACAUCAACAUGGAAAGGGUCAUGGAAGGAGUGGAGCCUGGCCUAAUGACAGGAAGUGACACGGUCUAUCUCUGUGUGAUUGAUGGUCAGGGGAACGCCUGUUCAUUUGUUAACAGCAUUUAUAUGGCCUUUGGGAGUGGGCUGGUCCCAAAGGAUUGUGGAUUCUCACUACAGAAUCGCGGUGCCAACUUUUCUCUGCGCCGUAACCAUUUUAACUGUGUUGCUGGGGGGAAGCGGUCAUACCACACCAUAAUAUCUGCACUCCUCACUGCCUCUGCAACUAAAUCACAAAAGCCAAAACUUCUCGCUGCACUCGGGGUCAUGGGGGCUUUUAUGCAACCACAAGGACAUAUCCAGGUGUUGUUGAACAUGUUAGAGUUCGGGAUGAAUCCUCAAGAAGCUCUGGACGCACCGAGAGUCUACGUACAGUAUGACCAGAAAACUGACGAGUGGGUGGUUAAUCUGGAGGAGGGGGUCGACCAGGAGGUAGCCGAGGAACUGAAGAGACGGGGCCACAAAGUCAACUGGCCAGUCACAGGCCACAAGAGGUCUCAGUUUGGACGGGGACAGAUCAUCACAGUGGGGGACUGGUGGAACCCAUCUGCCAAUCAAGCUGUUCAUUCAACCAGGGUGCUAUGGGCAGGAUCAGACCCCAGAGCUGAUGGAUGUGCUCUGGGAUACUAGACAUACUUGACCUCCUUUCAUCUCCUUUGUAGGUGUAGGAAUCAGAUAAAGUGGUCCCAGAGCUUUCUGAAGGCAAAUUCGUUCCUAAAUAAUUAUUAUUCAUUAUUCAGCUGAUUGAUUUUAUUACCACAUGUAACUGGACAGCUAUAUUGCACCUUCAUGAAGUGCCUUCUUGUAUCAAAUCUUUGGGUAACAUUAUAUUUCAUACCUAAGAUGCUUGUCCUGAUGUCUGUCUGUCUUUUGGUUGAGAUAAUUAUCAGGUUCAGUCUCUUUAAUUAGUUGCUGCUGAUCUGGUGUUUGCUAGAAAUGGCAGCAGUAUCAUUUCAUAUAUAACCCUUUUCCCUCAGUAAAUGAUAGUUGCAUCUUUAUUCUAGCCAAUAUUUUAUAAAGAAAUUGAGUUUAGAUUAUGUCAUAAUGUAAAUUAAGUCACUCGAUGUCAUAUCUCCAGUCAAAUGCCUUUUUGCAUCAUUUCAAAGAAGUACAUUUGUUUCUGCUGAUUUAACAGUCUGUAUUUCAAAUGAUCUGUGGUGCUAAAUGAAAUAUUCUGGAUCUGUUCAUAAUAUUUUUAAAUGUUUACAAAUAAUAAACAAUUUUUUAAUUAUUUUUGAGCAACA